AUGCUCGAAGACCGAGCGCUCUGGGGCACCGCGCCGCCGGAACCUCGAAGUCGACUCGAAAACUGGCCCACGGUACUCUUCUCGUGGUGGUGCACGAGUUUCGCGGCGGUAAUCAUCAUCACGAGAUUAUGCGGCCGCAAAGUCAGAAGUAACCGCUUAUUUCGAGAGGACUGGAUCAUGAUGAUAUCGCUGAUACCGCUGUUCAUCCGGAUGAUCUUCAUCCAUUUUGUGCUAAUCUAUGGAACGAACAAUAUCGAUACUGUUGGACACACAUACUCCCCAUCGAAAAUCUAUCACAAGGAAAUCGGCUCGAGAUUGGUUCUGGCGGCGAGGAUCUUCUAUGCGAUGUUCAUCUGGAUCUCCAAGCUUACGGUCUCCGAGUUCCUCAAGCGUAUCACGAUAAGAGUCUGGAGAAGGAGUUGGGAGAUUAUGCUUCAGAUCAUUCGCAUAUUCCUGUUUCUCACGUUUGCUGGAGUGGUUGUAGCCACCUUGACGGAGUGCCAGCCCUUCGACCACUACUGGCAAGUUGUGCCCGACCCAGGACCGCACUGCAGACAAGGUUUCGCGCAACUACUGACCAUGGGCAUCUGCGAUAUUAUCACCGACAUUCUUCUCAUUGCAUUCCCCAUUCCAGUCGUGCUGAACUCUGGCCAAAGUUGGAAACGGAAGCUCCAGAUGGUGUUGCUGUUCAGCAUGUCAAUCAUCAUGAUCGGGAUCACCGCGACUCGCAUGCCCAUGGUUAUCGACCAUCAUGGACGACAACAAUACCGCACAGUAUGGGCUUCGUGUGAGAUUCUGGCAUCGGCCUCGGUAUCGAACGCGGUUAUCCUCGGCUCUUUCCUGAGAGACAAAGGUACCAAGAAGAACAAGUACAAGACGUUCAGCGUAUCGGAUUCGAUCGAUCGGGUGUCCACGCGGAGACCGACCUUAGUUGCGCUACAGACCAUCGACAGUGACGAAGACCUGUUUAGAACUCUUGGCUGCGGGAGGUUGCCAGACCACCUACAACACAAAGAAGCCACAUCACCUCGACCUGCUCCUCCUGCUCUGCCGGCACCGCAAUCUCCUCUCCACGGCCCUUCAGAGCGCAUACGAUCCCCCAUCGAGGCAAGAUUAGAGGAAGGGAGCAGCAUCGGCAGCGAGGACUCCUUACACAAGCCGGCCAUCCAUCAAGUCAUACCUCCUUCACCAUCGACUACACGCAGUGUGAGCUUUUUCGAUGUGGGCAACCUGCUGGAUCAUAAUGACCGUUCGAAGGGCGCUUCGCGGCCAGGAGCGAUAGACGAAGAAGUUGGCCCCCAUACCGUAUUGUCACAGGACUUCGCAUCUGCAUCGCGACAUCACCACUCCCGUUCUGAGGCUCGUGCUUUCCUGCGGGAUGUCGGCGAACGGUUGAGGGUACGCGGCGAGGGUCAUGAUCGAAGUGCAUCGCCAAGACCCUCAGAUAGCCGGUCACGAUCGCGUAACCCUCCAAUGGGUGUCCCUAGUCCUAAGCUGGAGCGGCAAGAGACGCAAAUGUCCUUGCAGGAUGCAGGAGGGCUGCUUGGUCCAGCAGAGGUAUACAGCAUGACACCGGCGGUGUCUGGCCCACAGCAGAGUGAUGCAGGGCCAAGACGGCCCUAUGGCUCUGCACCCGCAAACGGCAAUAGCUGGGAGGAUGAUAUCGAACUCGAUGACAUAGGUGGACUGCUGUCCCACGAACGGACGAUGGAUCGCACAGCGGUGUCUUUGCAAGAGAUCCUCAGCCGCAGCCGCAGCGAGCGAGCGGCUUCGUCGCCUUUGCCCUCGUCGCAGGAAGAACCUGACGAUAUGAUACUUCACGAUCCUGGAGGGCUGAUGAAGUCUUGA
Molecule: messenger RNA, 1848 nt
Organism: Zasmidium cellare ATCC 36951
Lineage: Eukaryota; Fungi; Ascomycota; Dothideomycetes; Mycosphaerellales; Mycosphaerellaceae
Exons: 2
Coding region: 1-1848 (615 amino acids)
Source: RefSeq, a predicted model, not a curated record